AUGUCGUUGGAAGGCUUUCUACGGGUUGACGGUACAAGAAUUGUGCGUGAAGUUGGGAAUGGCGAGGUGGAAGAAGUGAUCUUGCGCGGCGCUGGACUGGGAGGCUGGAUGGCCAUGGAGAACUUCAUAUCCGGCUUUCCCGGCUGCGAGUUCCAGAUCCGCGAAGCACUCGCCGAGGUAUUAGGAGAGGAGAAAUCGGAGUUCUUCUUUGACAAGUAUCUAGAGCACUUCUUCACCGAAGCAGACGCGGCCUUCUUCCACUCCCUGUCGCUCAACUGCAUCCGCAUCGCCGUCUCGCACCGCCACUUCGAAUCGCAAGAGAACCCUCGCGUGCUCCGCCCAAACGCGUUUGCUCACCUCGACCGCGCAAUCGCGGCAUGCGCCGCACACGGGAUAUACACGAUCAUUGACUUGCACACUGCUCCGGGAGGGCAGAACGGCGGCUGGCACUCGGACCAUGGUACACACCUCGGCCUUUUCUGGCGUCAUCGUAAUCUUCAAGAUAGUGUGGUAUGGUUGUGGGAGCGGUUUGCCGAGCGGUACAAGGACAACACGUGGAUCGCGGGAUACAACCUCUUGAAUGAGCCCGCCGACCCUCAUCCGCGCGCGGAACGCCUGCUAGGCGUAUACGACCGGCUCAUCGUCGCGGUGCGCGCCAUCGACACGAAACACAUCAUCUUCCUCGACGGCAACACCUACGCCGCAGACUUCUCUGCCUUCCCAGACAACGUGCGCGAACGCUGGGGCGACAACGUUGCAUACGCCAUACACGACUAUAGCGUGUUCGGCUUUCCGAAGGGCGGGGUGUAUGAAGGCACGGAUGAGCAGCGCGAGAAGAUUCGGCGCGGGUACGCGAGGAAGAGGGCGUGGACGGACGAGCGGGGUCUUUGUGUGUGGAAUGGCGAGUGGGGACCUGUGUAUGCGCGUCGCGAAUAUGAGGGGGCGGAGACGGAUGCGAUCAACAAGCGCCGGUAUGCUGUACUCAAGGAACAGCUUGGCUUGUAUCAGAAGGAUCGCUUGAGUUGGUCGAUAUGGUUGUACAAAGACAUCGGCUUUCAAGGCAUGGUACACGUCUCUCCCGACACGCCCUACAUCAAACUCUUCAAAGACUUCCUACACAAGAAACACCGGCUCGCAGUCGACUCAUGGGGCUCGAACGACGCCGCCGUCAAGAACAUCUACCAGCCCAUCGCAGAACUGAUCAAAGAGCACGUCCCUGACGAGGCGCACCAGCAUCUAUACCCGUGGCCGAACUGGAGCGUCGAAGAGCGUGUGAACCGUCUGGCACGCGCGACGCUCGUAGCGGAAUAUCUCGUGAAGGAAUGGGCGGAGCAUAUGCAUGGGAUGGAGAAGCCACAGCUGGAGGAGCUCGCGCGGAGCUUUCAUUUUGAGAACUGCUUGCAGAGGGACGGGUUGAACGAGGUUCUGCGCGCUCAUGCUCACGCGGUUGAUAGUUCAUGA
Messenger RNA from Peniophora sp. CBMAI 1063, 1461 nucleotides. The record is from the annotation of a GenBank genome assembly. Lineage: Eukaryota; Fungi; Basidiomycota; Agaricomycetes; Russulales; Peniophoraceae.